This is a messenger RNA of Aspergillus caelatus, 1710 nucleotides long. RefSeq lists its product as uncharacterized. The transcript has a single exon. Gene Ontology annotation, molecular function: acetylglucosaminyltransferase activity. Bases 177 to 1628 code for a protein of 483 amino acids. NCBI's taxonomy places the organism in Eukaryota, Fungi, Ascomycota, Eurotiomycetes, Eurotiales, Aspergillaceae. The record is from RefSeq and is a predicted model, not a curated record.
GUUAGAGCUUUCUUGGCAGAGUUGGGAAAUGAGGUCCCUCCGCACCCUCCCACGAGGUUCCAUUUUUUUUUUUGACAGUCUGGCCGGAAAUCACGGCCUGGGGAAUUUGUUGAGAAAUUGACAUGGGUUUUAGUCUUUCCAUUCUGUUCUGAUAAUCAUAGCAUGACCCCUGGACAAUGUCAUCCCUCUUCUUGCGACGAACCCGCCAGCGACUCAAAUCAGUUAUCGCUGCCUCCGUUAUUCUAGCUACCAUCACGGUUUUGCUCCUCUCGAGAACCAAAUCUCCUCAGGCGCACGUUGAAACCGUCACUUUUCCUUCGUCUGCAGGACCCAGCAUUGCCUCGAAUAAUGAUAGGAACUCCAGCAACUGUUAUGUGGACCUUGAACUCCUAAGAUCACACGGAUACAACUCUUCCGCAGAGUACAGACGAUGGGAGAUCGCAGUACGGCGUUCAAAGAGUCACAAUGGCGUUUCCGAUACUCUAAAUGUCCCCGUUCCAAAGUUUGAAAUACUCGACCUAGACACCGACGAUGAUCGGAUCUAUCUCCCGGAAACCCAAUGCGUUCCCACCGCCACGAUCGACGCCCCCGCGCCGAACGCACGAGCGAACGCAUCGCAUAUGAUGUUCGGUGUUUCGACCUCCCUCGAGCGACUGAGUGACUCGCUGGGCCCUUUCGCACACUGGGCGGGAGGAACAGGGGCCCGGAUCUUCGCAAUGGUCGACGUUGUACCCAAGAAGGAAAAGUUGAAGGUUUUGAACCGGGCUCAGGAACUGGACAUCAAGCUUACCAUCAUCGAGUCGAAGGAAGAAUGGCUGGACCGAUACUUCCGCUUGACCAAGGUACUCUGGGAGAACCGCGAUGCCCAUACGCAGUGGGCGGUCAUCAUCGAUGAUGAUACCUUUUUCCCGUCCAUGUCGAACCUCGUCGAGAGACUCGCUACCUAUGACGCUACCAAACCGUAUUACAUCGGUGCCCCGACCGAGAACUGGGGACAGAUGAAUAUCUUUUCAUUUAUGGCGUACGGAGGUGCCGGGAUAUUCCUUUCUCUUCCCUUACUUCAGCAGAUGAACGAGGUCUACGACGUAUGUUAUGCCUUCAAGGAUCACGGUGAUAAGCGGAUCUCCCAGUGUAUCUAUCAACACACCACGACCAAACUCACCUGGGAGCGAGGGCUUUUCCAGGUGGACUUUGGGGGUGACGUGACUGGCUUCUUUGAAUCUGGCCGGCCGUUGCCACUUUCCAUACACCAUUGGAAGUCCUGGUAUGAUGUGGAUGUGGUUGCUCUCGGUAGGGCAGCUGCCGUCUGCGGCGACGACUGUCAGCUUCGACGGUGGCGCAUAUCGGAUAGAUGGUAUUUUAUCAAUGGGUUCUCUCUUGUUCAAUAUUCCUCGCCUAUGAACGAUAUGCUCGGUAUGGAGCAGACGUGGGAUCCCAGUGAUUGGGCUCGUGAGCAGGGCUACGCAUUCAGUUUAGGACCGUUGCGCCCAAAGGAUGAAAAGAAGGUGUCCUUCCGUAUGAAGAGCGCCGUCCUAGAAGGACAGAGACUGCGGCAGAUUUAUGUCCAUGAGCCAGACUCAGGGAGCCCUCGGAUACUGGAGGUUGUUUGGAGUGUGACGGACGAGUAGGGGAGUCUUUUCUUUUUCGGUUGUUCUUCCAUGGAGUUUCUAUUUGCAUACUCUGCUGUAGGUACGAUAUGCUUCUUUUUUU